AUUGCACAACGCGGAGGACUAGCCUGGGGUCACUGGGAUGCAGCGGCUCCUCCGCUGGUGCCUGCCCUGGCUUGGAUUCCUGCUGGUUCGGUUUUCCAGUGAACUGAGCGACAUCAGCAGUGCCAGGAAGCUGUGCGGCAGGUACUUGGUGAAAGAAAUAGAAAAACUCUGUGGCCAUGCCAACUGGAGCCAGUUCCAUUUCGAGGAGGAAACCCCUUUCGCACGGUUGAUUGCCCAAGCCUCAGAGAAGGUCGAAGCCUUCAGCCCCUACCAGUUCGAAAGCCCGCAAACCGCUUUCCCGGCCCGGGGAAGAGGCACAAACCCAGUGUCUACUUCUUGGGAAGAAGCAGUAAACAGUUGGGAAAUGCAGUCACUACCUGACUAUCAGGAUAAAAAGGGAUAUUCACCCCUUGGUAAGACAAGAGAAUUUUCUUCAUCACAUAAUAUCAAUCUAUAUAUUCAUGAGAAUGCAAAAUUUCAGAAGAAAAGUAGAAACAAAAUUAAAACCUUAGGCAAUUUGUUUUGGGGGAAUCAUCCCCAAAGAAAACGCAGAGGAUAUUCGGAAAAGUGUUGUCUUAAAGGAUGUACAAAAGAGGAACUUAGCAUUGCAUGUCUUCCAUAUAUUGAUUUUAAAAGGUUAAAGGAAAAAAGAUCAUCACUUGUAACUAAGAUAUACUAACCAUCAUAGAAUUUUUUCUAACCUAAUAAAAGCUUAAUACAUUUAUUUUACUCUAUUUUUAUUUUUUUAUAAUUGUGCGUAUAAGUGAUAUGCUGUGAAAAAUGUCUGAAUGUACUUGCAAGCA
Molecule: messenger RNA, 803 nt
Organism: Nomascus leucogenys (northern white-cheeked gibbon)
Lineage: Eukaryota; Metazoa; Chordata; Mammalia; Primates; Hylobatidae
Gene: INSL6
Product: insulin like 6
Cellular component (GO): extracellular region
Molecular function (GO): hormone activity
Source: RefSeq, a predicted model, not a curated record